Messenger RNA from Tripterygium wilfordii, 3082 nucleotides. RefSeq names its product chloride channel protein CLC-f. The transcript has 9 exons. Gene Ontology annotation, biological process: chloride transport; transmembrane transport. The record is from RefSeq and is a predicted model, not a curated record. NCBI's taxonomy places the organism in Eukaryota, Viridiplantae, Streptophyta, Magnoliopsida, Celastrales, Celastraceae. Bases 266 to 2560 code for a protein of 764 amino acids. Gene Ontology annotation, cellular component: chloroplast; membrane; Golgi apparatus. Gene Ontology annotation, molecular function: voltage-gated chloride channel activity.
CUUCAAUAUUAAUAUUAAUGUAAAAAAACACCCAGCUGGGGCAACGCCCGCAGCGACCGGGCUUGUGCGUAUGGCAAUCUGAGAAUAGAACACAAAUCGACAGCAAAAGAAAAGGAAGCAAGAAUUGAAGAGCAGGAAGACAACUUUAAGCCAAAAAGGAAUCGAUUUUGCUGUGCAAAUUCAGGGGGAAAAAAGAGAGGAAAGAAGAGGCUUUACACUACCCAUAUCAUCUCCUCUGUCGGUGGUUAUUUAAGAUCAAUUGAAGAUGUCCGGGGGAGGAGAAUAUAGCGAUCAUAAGCAUCUGUUGCGAUCCAACAUUGAGGAGGAAGAAGAAGGAGAUGACUUAGAAGCUCAAAGCAAAAAGCAAGGAAGCCCCAUCAAGAGUAUCCUCAAGCAUUUGGAUCGUGGAUUCUCCGCCGGUCGCUUAACCCUCAAGCGACAUGACAGAGACAGAGACAGACAUCAUUCAUCUACUUCCUCUUCCGCUACUGGGACGGAUCAUCGUCAUAUUGAAGAUAGUCCCGGAAGUACUGAUGUUCUUGGGGAUGGUGCGCCUCCGGAGUGGCUCUUACUGCUCAUUGGUUGCUUUCUCGGCCUCGCAACUGGCCUCUGCGUCGUCGCCUUUAAUAAUGGGGUUCAUGUGAUACACGAAUGGGCGUGGGCAGGGACCCCAAACGAGGGUGCUGGUUGGCUCCGUUUGCAGAGAUUAGCUGACACUUGGCAUCGAAUUCUUCUGAUACCGGUCACAGGAGGAGUUGUUGUUGGGAUGAUGCAUGGUUUGGUUGAAAUUUUGAACCAAAUACGGCAAUCUACUUCUUCCCCUUCUUCUCAAACGCAAGGAGGGUUUGAUUUACUUGCAGGUGUCUUCCCAACAAUCAAGGCAAUUCAGGCUGCUGUGACUCUAGGUACUGGAUGUUCUCUGGGUCCUGAGGGCCCAAGUGUUGAUAUUGGCAAAUCUUGUGCCUACGGAUUCUCAUUAAUGAUGGAAAACAACAGAGAAAGGAAGAUUGCGCUCGUUGCUGCUGGUGCUGCUGCUGGUAUUUCGUCAGGUUUUAAUGCUGCUGUUGCUGGGUGUUUCUUUGCUAUUGAAACUGUUUUACGGCCCCUUCGUGCUGAAAAUUCGCCUCCAUUUACCACAGCAAUGAUAAUAUUGGCUUCUGUUAUUUCAUCUACUGUAUCGAAAGUCUUGCUCGGGACCCAAUCGGCCUUCACAGUGCCGUCAUAUGAUUUGAAAUCUGCUGCCGAAUUACCUUUGUACCUGAUAUUGGGCAUGCUAUGUGGUGUGGUAAGUGUAGCCUUCACUCGCUUGGUCACUUGGUUCACCAAGUCGUUUGAGUUUAUCAAGGAAAGAUUUGGCCUUCCUGCUGUUGUGUCCCCUGCUCUAGGUGGUCUAGGAGCUGGGAUAAUUGCUCUUAAGUAUCCUGGAAUACUCUACUGGGGUUUCACGAAUGUUGAGGAAAUCCUGCACACUGGAAAAACAGCUUCUGCUCCUGGAAUCUGGUUGCUAACCCAACUAGCGGCAGCCAAAGUUGUGGCUACUGCUUUGUGUAAGGGUUCUGGGCUGGUGGGUGGUCUUUAUGCUCCUAGUCUGAUGAUUGGUGCUGCUGUUGGCGCUGUCUUUGGAGGUUCAGCUGCAGAACUUAUCAAUUCUGCCAUUCCAGGAAAUGCUGCAGUAGCACAACCACAGGCCUAUGCAUUGGUUGGAAUGGCUGCUACUUUAGCUUCGGUUUGUUCAGUACCAUUGACAUCAGUUCUGCUUCUUUUUGAGCUGACAAAAGAUUACAGGAUACUACUUCCUCUCAUGGGAGCUGUUGGAUUAGCUAUUUGGGUUCCCUCUGUAGCGAAUCAGUCCAGGGAGACUGAAGCAUCUGAUGCACAUGGUUCAACAAGAGGUUAUGCAUCUCUCUCAGCCACUGAAGAUAAAAAUGAACUUACUUGGGGACGAGUUGACAAUGGAGAUGAUUUGGACCUCUCAGUCAUGCAUAACACUGACCAUGAAUCAGUCACUGAAGAUGUGGUCUUGGAAGACCUGAAGGUCUCCAGUGCUAUGUCAAAGACCUAUGUAAAGGUUUCACCCUCUGUAACCUUAAAAGAAGCAAUGAAUUACAUGCAUGGCGGUCAUAAGAAUUGUGUGCUUGUGGUUGAUAGUCAUGAUCGUCUAGAGGGUAUACUUACAUAUGGAGACAUUAGACGUUUGUCUGAGAAGUCUACUGAUGCUUUGAAGAUUGAUUCAACAGCUGUGGAUGUGAAUGGAUGUCUUGUUUCAUCUGUUUGUACUCGAGGAAUAAGCUAUCGUGGGCAAGAACGCGGACUAUUAACUUGCUACCCAGACACUAAUUUGGCUAUUGCCAAGGAGCUAAUGGAGGCAAGAGGAAUCAAACAGUUGCCUGUGAUAGCGCGUGGUGGAAAGCAUGAAAAUGAAAGGAAACGAAAAGUUGUUGCAAUUGUUCAUUAUGAUUCAAUCUUAAAGUCUCUCAGAGAGGAGGUUGAUCGCCGAAAAUUGGUCUAUGAGCAUAAUAAAGAGAACAAUAUUGAGGAGAGAAUUGGAAACGGCCAUUAGCAUGAAGUAAGUGAUUGGCAAGCCUCAGUUUUCAACAGUUAUGGACUUGUUGCAUAUGAGAACCAGGGGUGUUCUUAAAGGUGCACUCCAAGCCUUGCAGUGGAUCCAGGUAUAAGUGUUUUGUGUCCAUACGCGUGGGAUGAGAGAUCUGCAUUAUGAUGGUGCUUGCUGAUUCUUGUGGCAUUAUGAUGGUGUUUGCUGAUAUCCAAGAAUCGUUUGUGUAAUUCAGCAACUUGCCCUCGGUACAUGUAUUUUUAUUUUUCAUUAACAGAGCAGAAUCUGAGUGGGAAACAAGAGAAGUCGUGCAAUUAAUAUUUCUAGAGGGAUGGAGGCUCGUUUUUUGUUAGCAUGGUCCAAUAUCCAAAUGUUGAUGUUUCCUUAAUGCAGAAAGUUCUCUCUAGUAGUAAAUAACCAGUUUUAUCUGAGUCAGGAUAACAUUAUACAUGACUGAGUGCUCUAGCUCAGGACUGUAAAUGAGCUGGGACAAAUUCAAUAUUGCAUAUUAAAGAAAUUAUUGAGAUU